Molecule: messenger RNA, 2900 nt
Organism: Piliocolobus tephrosceles (Ugandan red Colobus)
Lineage: Eukaryota; Metazoa; Chordata; Mammalia; Primates; Cercopithecidae
Gene: LRRC69
Product: leucine rich repeat containing 69
Exons: 10
Coding region: 1582-2625 (347 amino acids)
Cellular component (GO): cytoplasm
Molecular function (GO): protein binding
Source: RefSeq, a predicted model, not a curated record
UUAGCUUUCUUACUGCUUAGUUUAUCUCAGUAUUCUAUUUUGUAAUCUAUUCAUUGCUACUUUUUGUUUUGAUGGACUACUUCUGUUUUCUAUGUUUAAUACUUGGUAAAGCUUCCCCAAAAUAUAAAAAUAUAUAUGUGUAUUUAUGUAUGUGUUUUUAAGUACAAUAUUGAGAGAUUACUCUAGCCUAGUGGUAAUUAGAUGCUGGUCUGUAAACUGAUCUCACUGGCAGCAUAACAACAUUUAGUAUAAGAUAGUGAGAUUUUCAUAAAGCAAAUUUAAUCAAUUUAAGUAAACUUAUAUAUAUGUCAUCUUCUUUCAACAGAAGGGUUUAAAGUGUCCUUUUAUGAAUUUGUGGUGGCAGUAGUUGAGAGUGAAUAAAAAAAAAUGUCCUCACUUGACAAAAUUAAGAGUUGGUAACUCUGUAUUUCUUACAAAUCUCUUUCUGUUUUAAAGUCUGUGAACCAGUAAUCUAUUUCCAGCCACGUAGCCAGUUUAAGUAUCUCUUGUAUAACAUCUCCAGCAGAUCUUUAGCCCCUCAUUUGAGCUUCUCUAACAAGAGUGUACUCAGAUAUCUAAGCAAUAAGUUGAAGUAGUGACGGAUAAAGAAGAGUAUAGUGGCAAGAAAGUGGCAUCAGGGAGACAGAUCUUUGGCACAGUGGGCACAUGUUAGCACCUUUUAUCAGUCUCAGGGGUAGUGCUUGCACACUUGAGAUUUGUUAACAGAAAGUGGAGCUCUUAAUUUAAAUGUGUAUAUGAGAUUGUACAACAGCAAACCAUUACCUUUUACUGAGCUCUUACUGUGUGCCAGGCAGUGUGCUAAAUGCUUUGCAUAUGUGGCUUAUUUAUGCCUCAUGGAAAGUAGGGGUUACUAUUUUCAUCCCUAUUUUUUAGAGAAUGAAAAUGAGACUUGAGGACAUUGAGAAUGAAUAACUUGCUUAAGCUACGUAGCUAGUAAGUGACUCUAGAAGGCAGGCUAGUCAGAUAGCUAGUAAGUGACUCCAAAAGGUAGGCUUUGAGAAUCCCAAGACCUUUAAAUCAAACCUUCCAUUUCCAUAUUUAAAAAGAAAACUAACAAAGAGAAACCUAGUACCCUUCUUUAUUACAGGACAGAAUUUCUACAGCAGUUUUCAAGUAUAUGAAGCAUCUGCUCAUGUUUGAAACUUUUACCCCAAGUCUCAGACCACAUUUUAAAUCACAAAAUAAGCUUGCCAAAACAAAUCAAACAGUGAAUGAUGCCAAAAUUCAGCAAUCUGUUCCACACAGAGCCAAUCCAGGGAACUCUGAGUAAAACGAUGAAGAUGAAAAGGCAUAACUAUAAAAGGCUUUGUUAAGAACUCAGGAAGCUUGGAGGGUGGUUCCAAGAUGGCCGAAUAGGAAGAGCUCCAGGCUACAGCUCCCAGAGUGAGUGACAUAGAAGACGGGUGAUUUCUGCAUUUCCAGCUGAGGUACCAGGUUCAUCUCACUGGGGUGUGUUGGACAGUGGAUGCAGAACAGUGGAUGCAGGACAGUGGGUGCAGCCCGCCUAGCGAGAGCUGAAGCAGGGCGAGGCAUCGCCUCACCCAGGAAGCGCAAGAGAUCAUGACUGAGAGAUUAUUAAUAAAAGCAUUGAGUGGUGGUAAAAACACGAAGAUCAUUACUUUGAAUGGGAAGAAGAUGACAAAGAUGCCCUCAGCAUUAGGAAAACUGCCUGGCCUGAAGACUCUAGUCCUUCAGAAUAACCUAAUCCCUAAAGUGUGCCCAGAGUUACGCACCUUGACCCAGUUGACAACACUAAAUCUGGGAAACAACUUGUUAGAAGAAGUUCCAGAAGAGAUGAAAUAUCUUACAUCUCUGAAGAAUCUCCAUUUAUCUGGAAAUAGGAUCUGCAGAUUUGCACCUGGAACCUGUGAUGGCUUACAAAAUUUAAUCCUGCUUAAUCUGAACAACAAUCAUCUUAUGCAGCUUCCUCAAGAAGUCAGCAGAUUAAAAAGUCUUACUUAUAUGAGUAUAAAUUAUAAUCAACUAGUCAGCAUUCCUAGAGAACUUUGUUUUCUUAAGAAUCUUGUUGAACUUCAACUUAACUACAAUCAGCUGAUAUGCAUACCUGAAGAGAUUAAGUUCUUGAAGAAGCUUCAGAAAUUUUUGCUAGCCAGAAACAACAUUGGAGUUUUGCCAGAGGAACUUUGUGAUCUUAAAAAACUAAGAAUCCUAGACAUAGCAGGAAAUAUUAUUCAGAUAUUUCCAUCAGGAUUUCAGGAUCUGAAGCUGAGGGAAUUCUACUGUGAGGGAAACCCACUGUUCCUGCAGCAGCCAGUGAUUUCUACACAAAGGGAGAACGUCUGGAGUCUACAGGAAAUAACAUCAAGAUUUGUAAUGAAUCAGCUAGCAGAAAAUAACCCUUUCCUAAUGGAUGGCAUCGAACGGUACCCACAAGUCAGGAGCAUGAUCUCUCAGGGAAAAACAUGUGCAAUAUGUGGGCAGCACUUUAUAACUGUAUGGCUGGACUGUGUUCGAUUUGUUUCUCCACCAAAGGACUGGAAGAUAAGCAAGAAUCUGCAGCUGGUGCCUCUCCGAGUGUUAAUUUGUUCUUACAAAUGUUUUACUCAACGUGACCCUAACCUCUUUGGAAUUGCUCAGGUGUAGAACAGGUGAGGUGCUCCUUCAUAGCCUCGCUCAACUUGCCCUGUCAGCUCUGCAUACACAGAUUAUGCCCUACUUAGGAUACCGUGCUGUGCCUGUUCUCUUUGUCAACGUAUUAAAUAAAGGAAGAAAAAUAAUUCCAUUAUGAUGUUCCCAAUCUAAGCACUACAAUCUGCCUUUAGCUUGCUUAGAUUCUAGGUGUGCUUUUUUUGGCUUAAAAAAAGUAAAAAAAAAAAAAAAAAAAAAAAAAAUUGAAAAAUAAAGAUUUGUGUGGCAAG